Ixodes scapularis (black-legged tick) is the source of this 531-nucleotide messenger RNA. Its product is annotated as barH-like 1 homeobox protein. The coding region runs from base 1 to 531 and encodes 176 amino acids. Gene Ontology annotation, biological process: regulation of DNA-templated transcription. Gene Ontology annotation, molecular function: DNA-binding transcription factor activity, RNA polymerase II-specific; DNA binding. Lineage: Eukaryota; Metazoa; Arthropoda; Arachnida; Ixodida; Ixodidae. The transcript has 3 exons. The record is from RefSeq and is a predicted model, not a curated record.
AUGUCUCUGAGAUCAUCCAAAAAACCACGCAAGGCGCGGACGGCCUUCACGGAGCAUCAACUCAAGACCCUGGAGAAGAGCUUCGAGCGUCAGAAGUACCUGAGCGUCCAGGACCGAAUGGAACUGGCCGCCAAGCUCAACCUCACCGACACCCAGGUCAAGACCUGGUACCAGAACAGAAGGACCAAAUGGAAACGGCAAGCCAUGGUGGGACUCGAACUCCUGCCCGGGAUGGGUGCGAUGCCGGGGCUCUGGCCGGGCGCGGGUCUCGGUUCUGCGGUUCCCAGCUUCUGGCCCUACUCGUACAGCAACUACCUGACCACCAUCAGCGGCCUCUCGGCGGCUCCGCAAGGAGCCGCGAUGGGCUUGGACGGCUUCCAGAGGGCCCUCGACCUCUACCACCGGCGCGGCGUCCAGGCCUUCCUGGGCCGAGAACAGUUCUUCCGUGCUGUGGCUCCUUCCGUCCCUGCAGACUCCUCCUCUGUGAUGGUUCGGGAACUACCCUCCACGACCGAAACAGAGCUUAACUAG